Molecule: messenger RNA, 1296 nt
Organism: Dimorphilus gyrociliatus
Lineage: Eukaryota; Metazoa; Annelida; Polychaeta; Dinophilidae
Source: the annotation of a GenBank genome assembly
AGAGAAGCUUUUAGGCACAGCUCAAGAUAUCAGCGCCCUCUACUUCAGAGGAGAGAAUUUUUUGUUUAUUUUUUAUCUAAAAUAUUAUACGGACAAACUAAAUCUUUGAAGUCAGUAAGUACAUUGUUUUAAAACGUAUUGUAAGAUUUAUCAAAUAUCUGAAUUAGAAGUCUCGAUCGUGCUAUAUAGGUCACAAGUUAAAAUUUUAUAAAUUCAUAUAUCCCGAGAAGACUUGCCAGUGAUAAACUAGCAACUAAGUAAACAUUCUUCAAUAUUUUCAGUGGUAAAUUAGGAAUCGAGAGUUUGGCCCGGAUUGCGGAAUAAAUGAACAACAUGGAAGUAGAUGUACCCUCGGAAGAUCAUGUGCCGAGUCGUCUGAAGAGAUCAAAUAGUGCGCCAAUGCUAAACUUCAUUCAGCCAACGACGACAGUGAAAAAUAAUAUUUCUACCUCUAAUCUAUCAAACUUUGACGGCCAAUCAUUCACUAUAUAUAGGGGUAAUUUGUUCAAUUCAAAAACUCUUCAAGAUUCGCAAAGAAUCAGACGCUACAGCACAAGUCAUUUGUCAGUAAAUUCUCCAACGACUCCAAUCAAAAAUAGAUUGACGCAAAUAAAGCAAGAAGAGAGUUUAACGCCAAUAACAAGAGAAGUGCAGCAUGAAAGAAAUGUUCAUGUGCAAAUGCAAAUGUCACAUUCUUGUGAAGAUUUGUCAUUGUGUGACAAAGAAGAUGGAAAGUGCCGACCAAAAUCCUUAACGGAACAGCUGCACAUUACAACUACUUUGUAUGCCAGUUCUCCAUCUCCCACCAGGAGUAUGUUAGCAGGAAAACAAUGUUUUUCGCCAUCUCAACAACAAAUUGUUCCUAGUCCUUUGCCUAGUCCAACUAGACGGCCCUAUAGGAGGAGUCUAAGUCCUAUAGCUUCGCUAAGACCCAGUUCAAUUGGUCCAACUAAGAGAAAAAUGGAAAUAGAUAGCCAAUACGAAAACUGGUGUAGUCCGAAUAAAAGAAUGUCUUUUGGUUCUGCUAAUCAAUAUACACCAGAGAGACAAGAUUCAACGGGUAAUUUCACUCGAAGGAAUUCAUCAACACCCAGUAGCGCCGAGUGUGAGGAACCGAUGUGCCAAUCUUCAUAUAUAUUUCGUCCAGUCCGAAAUUCCACGGAAUCAGUAUCAAGUGACUCUGAGUCUGUUUUAAGUCCUAUCAGAUAUUGCACCCCUUUUAAUCUCUCUCCUCUCGUUACUCCUGUCAAUGGUACGCCACUAAGACAAACUACCGAAAAUUGCGAUGCCACUUGA